UUUAUAGAUCAAUUGGGGUAAUCGUGUAAAUCUAUGCCAUCCUUGGUGCCCUCAUACUUCCCUUGGUAACGGUAUAUGUGACAGGGCGUGUGACAAUACAAAAUGUAUGUGGGAUCAUGGUGAUUGCGGGGUUAUAACACCGGCACGGAUGAAACGAAAAUACCCCAACGGUCUGUUUUCUGGAUCGUUGUAUCAUACAAUGGGGAUGUUUAACCGGUGUAGUCAGCAAUCAACAGACACAGUGUACUACCAUGAACCUCGACAUAGUCCCUUGUUGGUGAAUAGACAUAUAGCUUUAGAUCUGGAAAAUGCGUUUCACGAAGAUUUUAAAAAGUCAUCAGCGUUCCACUUCCGGUCACAGUUUAAUGUGCAAUAUUCCAUGGCAUAUCUACUCUAUGUGUCGUCUGCUCGUGAAGUCAUGACAACAGACUCAAUGUUUGAUGAAAUGGACACUGAUAAAUCUGGAACAGUGUCGGUUGAAGAAGAGAUGGAAUUUUUGAAUGAUAAAGGUAUUUCAAAGGCAUCAAUGACGUUUCUAAUAGAUAGUACCUUACAAUGUAGUUAUUCCAAUACAGGGAAACCAGGAGAAAAACAACAGGCAACAAUCAUCUAG
Messenger RNA from Ruditapes philippinarum (Manila clam), 613 nucleotides. RefSeq lists its product as uncharacterized. Lineage: Eukaryota; Metazoa; Mollusca; Bivalvia; Venerida; Veneridae. Gene Ontology annotation, cellular component: Golgi apparatus. Gene Ontology annotation, molecular function: calcium ion binding. The record is from RefSeq and is a predicted model, not a curated record. The transcript is spliced from 5 exons. The coding region runs from base 107 to 613 and encodes 168 amino acids.